AUGGCAGUCCAGUGCUACAUUAUUCCUCUUAGAGACCGACGUAAGUCCUACACCAAUAUUGCCAGAAUCAGAUUCCAUAGACAGGACCUUCCCCAUGAAGUAGAUAUUGGAGGAGUGUCCUGCCUUGUCCGAUCAUAUCGACCCCUUCCCCGUCAAUGUCUGAAAUGUUGGAGUUUUGGCCACCAAGCCCCUCCUAUCCCCAAUCCCUUGCUAGGGGUUGUCGUGGAGACGGGGACCGAGGCCCAAUGCCUUUCAAAUGACUCUGCUCAGUCUCGCACGUGUGCCAAUUGUGGUGGAUUCCAUACCUCGAAUCUGAGGUAG
This is a messenger RNA of Penaeus chinensis, 321 nucleotides long. RefSeq lists its product as uncharacterized. Lineage: Eukaryota; Metazoa; Arthropoda; Malacostraca; Decapoda; Penaeidae. The record is from RefSeq and is a predicted model, not a curated record. Bases 1 to 321 code for a protein of 106 amino acids. The transcript has 2 exons.